AAGACCGAUGUGGAAGAGAGACCUGAAAAUCCCGUCUUACGACGGGUUAAUUGGCUAGUCACUUAUAAUAACCCUCUAACACUUUCCCUUUCAGUAUCUUAUGAGUUAAGUUUUGUGGUGCCCUGUGACGUAGAUCCCUGUCGUCAUCUCCAUUGUACAGAUGGGGAAACUGAGGCACGGGAGGAGGCUGGGAGGCCCUGCUUGAAAAUGGGUGCAGAACAGAAGUCAGCCCUUGCCCUACUUUAAUGACCAAGCUUCCUCCUCAGUAACAGGAACUGGGACAGUGAGCGAAGUGGUCAUUGCACCUUGUUUGUUGAGAGACCUUAUUCCAGGGUCCUCGCAGCACUUUGCUGUUCGAAUACUUUGCUAGACUCCCCUGGGUCCCCUGCUAGUGGACGGUAUCUGGUGCUGCAUGGGUUGGCUGGUUACUUGUUUCCUGAUUUUCCUUUCCAGGAAAGAAGACUUUGAACGCCAGGGUGUGUGCAGCACAAAAACUCAGUGCACUGGCCAAAGAGGAAAUGAUUGUAUUGCCUCUGGAGCAGCGGGCAUUGCCUCAAACAGCCAGCACUGCACACAUGCCUGAGGCUGCUGGGAACAGGAGAGCCUCCGUGUGGGAGGUGCUUGGCUGGGGGCGGCUCUGUGUUCACGUGGUGUGGGAACUAGGCUGGGCGGGAGCAAUGCUCCCCAGGAAGAGAGGGACUGGAGAAGUAGAGAGAGCUGCUCCUGGCUCUGUUCAUUGCUUCUGUCCCUUGCAGGGCCCCUGGGUCGAAGAUGCUGUCUGGGAAGGUGGAGAAGAGAAUUGCCUCCUCCGUAUACAUUACCCUGGCCCCCCCCAAGAGGGACAUGGUCAGCAAGGUUGAUACGAGGCCAGAGGUGCAUCAGCAGAGAUCAGACCCCCCAACGGAGGCUACAAAAUCUGUCAGGACCCAGCAGCCCCAAGUGUCACCACCCAGGAAAACACCCACCAGCAGCCAUCAGGCCGGCCAAGCGAGCAGCAGUGCUGGGCCCUCCUGUGGGGCGACUGGCUCCUCCAGCGCAGGCUUCUCCACCUUUCCUUGUCCUGUCCUGCCCGACAUUCCCACAGGCUCGGACCUGGAGAGCCCCCUGCCAUCUCCGCCAGAUCCUCUCCUGUCCAGCGGACUUGAUGCCCUGUCAGCAGAGACACUUUGCCCUGAUCUGCAGACGCUGAACCUGAGCUCUCCUGUGAAUCAGCAGGCCUCUUCCUCAACCCCAGAAGAACUCAGGCAGCAUAAAAUCCAGGCAACCAAUCUGGAGCAAGCAGAUGAGCGCCAGGUGCUGAAACGGAACAUGAAUGGGCACCUGGAAAGAGACAUAUCCACAGGUACACAGAAGAGUAAAUCUGCAAAGCCAGAGAGUCCAAACCGAACAGGGACUGUCCAGUUUGGCCGAUGUAGAUGGCAGAGGGGCAAUGCUGGCACAGGAUGGCCAUCAUGUACCAGGUUCCCCAUGUGCCCCAGGAAGUACGCCUCUGUCUGCGGUGCCUGCGAGACCCCCAUCGUCCCACAGGGCGGGCAAGACGCCUACAGGAUCGAAUGUCUGGGGCGACACUUCCACGAGACCUGCUAUCGGUGCGAGACCUGCGGGGUUCUCCUGUCCCCCGAGCCGGCGGAGAAUGGCUGCUACCCCUUGGAGAGCCGCAUCUUCUGCAAGUCCUGUCACAUCAAACAGAAGAAUGAAUCGUUCUGCUGACGUGGCCAGGCAGGCUUCCUGUGGCUGCAGUGGCAUGGCUGGGAUGAGCCAAAGCUCUAGACGCCAGCGUGUCGGUGUUCUCCUCUGCAUUUAUUAACGGCCCACCGGCUGCCCUGACUGAGUCUCUGCU
This is a messenger RNA of Pelodiscus sinensis (Chinese soft-shelled turtle), 1840 nucleotides long. The record is from RefSeq and is a predicted model, not a curated record. Lineage: Eukaryota; Metazoa; Chordata; Testudines; Trionychidae.